AAGGUAAAAAACAUUUACCAAGGUAAUAAAAAAAACCUGCAUUCCUCAAUAGUCAUGCAUAUGCAUUUCGAUUCAGAAUGACUGUAGAUGUGUGUUUGUUGGCUGUUGUGUCGCUUGACUGCAGUGAUUGUGUGACUGUGUUAAAGGCUUUGUCAUGUGUGCACACAGUCCCUUUUACUGCAGAGGUGUACAAAGCAGUGGCAGCAUCACUUUGCUCAGUUUACCUACCCUGUAAACACUUGGCUUCUGUUUGAGGAUCUCACCAACCCACUGCAGGGGUGGUCCAACAGCAAAGAAGUAAAGGUGGGGUGAGAGAGGGAGACUCAAGUCUGAGGGAGAAACAGGAGUAGUGUAGUUCGAGUUGUAGUGGUGGUGAGAGGAAGAUGAGGACAAGCUGUGUUUCAAUUCUGGAGAAGGAGAACAACAAAAGAUAGAAAAGCUGAAGAAGAGCCAAACAUCAGGGCAUACAGACCUCAAGUUCUUCAUCUGACAGAAAGAGAGAGAGAGAGAGAGAGAGAGAGAGAGAGAGAACAGGAAAAUCAGCUGAGAUUUCUGGGGAAAUAAUCCAGAUGGGAUAAGUGUCUUGUCAUUAUAUUGGCAUUAAAAGCAAGUAGAGGGAGAAUCUGACCAUCCAAAUUAAUUCCCACUUUAGUACAUACAGAAGAGAAUCACUGGCAGUCACUGACAAGGUUCUCCAUCAACAAGGCCAAACAACCUGGUUCUCCAUGUCGGAGUCGGAUUGGCCUCUUGCUUCUCCCACUCCCCUUCCCCAGUGUGACUACGGAGAAUGGAGUGCCACUCGAGUGCUGAUUCCAGCUAUUUACCUCCUAGCCUUCAUAGUUGGUACAUUUGGAAAUGCCUUAGUGCUCUGCGCAUACCUGAACUGCCGUGGAAGAUGGCUAUGGAGGAUUAGGUGCCACAACAAAUCCGAACCUUCCUAUAGACCUUCCUCCUCUUCACGUUCCAUAACGGAGUCUUUAAUUGUCAGUUUGGCCCUGGCUGACCUUGCUUUUGUCACUACUCUCCCUCUGUGGGCAGUCUACACGGCCCUGGACUAUCACUGGCCGUUCGGCAGCUUCCUUUGCCGAGCGAGCAGCUACCUGGUGGCACUGAACAUGUACGCCAGUGUGUUCUCUCUGGCUGGACUCAGUGUUGAGCGCUACUGUGUGAUCAAACGGCGUAACCCCAGCAAGAACCUAGCGCCAGUUAGAGCCUGGUACAUCGUAGGGUGUGUGUGGAUGGCAGCCAGCGUCCUUGCACUUCCCGCUCUACUUCUACGAACUGUCCGAGAGGUGGAGGGACAUUCUGAUUGGCUGGAUGAUGGUGAACAUAACAAUAAUAGUGGUCCACAGUGCUUGUGUGACAUGGACUAUUCUAUUUUGGUCUCACAAGACCUUGAUCCAGAAUCACGAGAGCGAGCCGAGGUGAUCUGGUCGGCACUACUAGGUUUGAAGUCUACCGUCUUGGGUUUCCUGCUUCCUCUUAUUGUGCUGCUGCUUUGCUACUGCUCUCUGGUGAAUUUCUUGUCCCGCCACUUUCGUCUUGGACCUCACCCCGAUCGACAGCGCCAACGCAAGCUCCUGCGCAUUGUUAUUGCCCUCGUGCUAGCCUUCUUCCUCUGUUGGCUGCCCUUCCACGCCAAUAAAACCCUGUCAGAUUUGGUUGAACUUGAUAUUUUGCCCUAUUCCUGCGGCUUUGACCGCUGGCUGGUUGCUGUCCACCCUUAUGCAAUCUGCCUAGCAUACAUCAACAGUUGCCUGAACCCACUGCUCUAUGCCUGCUGUGACCCAGCCUUCCGUCAACGAUGCAAAUGUGCAGUCAAGCCUUUUUGGAGGAGACGCAAGGGAGAAAGAGAUGACGCAGAAGACAGAGAGACAGGAACAAGGGAUGAACUGGAAGAGGAUAAAAUAGUGAGAGAUACAGGACACAGAUCCAAAACAGGAACAGAAUACUUUAAGUGCACCAUAUAGCAUUUAAUAUGAAUUUGAAUAUGAAACAUUUUUAUAUGAAUUACUGAAAGUAUCAUGAGGUGUAGAUUGUUUGUGUAAGUGUGUUUACUGGUACUGAAAGUGUACGGUGACAAUGUGGUCAUUUCAGUUUUCCAGUUAUGUUUUUCCCCAUGAGUGGGUGCUAAGAUUUCCUCUAUAAGCUCUCAGAAACAUGGACUGAACUGUAGGAAAGAAACACUGACCACAGUGGCUUUAAGGCAGAGGGAAAGUCUGGUACAUAAAUCUUUGUGCUGGAAUUAAUUGAGUAAAUUCAUAACACUAUACCAAAUAAGUAUGUGAAAAUAAAAAAGUACAUCCUCCUGACACUUUGUAAUGUAGUCUUGUAAAUGUGAAUAUGAAAUGUAUAUAAAACAGGAACAGAUAAUUGAUACUUACAGUGCGUAAGUAUUCAGACCUCUUCAUG
Pangasianodon hypophthalmus (striped catfish) is the source of this 2412-nucleotide messenger RNA. RefSeq names its product apelin receptor 2 (gene aplnr2). Gene Ontology annotation, molecular function: G protein-coupled receptor activity. The transcript is spliced from 2 exons. Gene Ontology annotation, biological process: immune response; G protein-coupled receptor signaling pathway. The record is from RefSeq and is a predicted model, not a curated record. Lineage: Eukaryota; Metazoa; Chordata; Actinopteri; Siluriformes; Pangasiidae. Gene Ontology annotation, cellular component: membrane. Bases 726 to 1970 code for a protein of 414 amino acids.